GAAGGCGACGGCAGCAGUGCGCGCGGAUGUGCGUAAUUUGUUUCUCGCGUGAAUGCGCACCUGAGAAAAAUCCCGAACGAUCCGGUUUCAGACGCUCACACCAGUGUGUGUGUGGACAGGAGUGUGAUCAGGCCGGCCUGGUAGUGUGUGUGGACGAGAUAAAUUGUCGCUGAUAGUGUAAAGGCGGUGUUGUAUUCGGGGGAACGCAGUGGGAGGAGGAAAGUGUUACGCAGAUUCGCCCCGAAGUGUCGGUGAAGUCCUGAUCUGUCGCCCGGAGUGACUCGGUGUUUGUGCGCCGGAAUGCCAGUGUGAUCUGUGUUGAGCAUGGAUCAGAGCGGCUGUGUGAAUCUGUGCAGUCUGACCAGCACGCUGCCGGUGAUCCCCUACCGCAAACUCACCGACCUGCACUACAUCAGCAAAGGCGGCUUCGGCACCGUGUUCCGCGCGCAGCACAGCGACUGGCGCACCACCGUCGCCAUUAAGUGCUUAAAACUGGACUCCCCGGUCGGUGAAAGAGAAAGGAAUUGCUUACUGAAAGAGGCCGAAGUGCUUCACAAGGCCAGGUUCAACCACAUCAUCCAGAUCUUCGGCGUGUGCAACGAGCCCGAGUUUUUCUGCAUCAUCACCGAAUUCAUGACCAAUGGCUCUCUGGACGAGCUUCUGCACGAGAAAAACAUGUAUCCAGUGGUGGCCUGGCCUCUCAGGCUGCGCAUUCUGUAUGAAAUCGCUCUGGGUGUGAACUUUCUCCAUCACAUGACUCCACCGCUGCUCCAUCAUGACCUGAAAACACAGAACAUUCUUCUGGAUGGCGAGUACCACGUGAAGAUAGCCGACUUUGGUUUGUCAAAAUGGCGCCAGCUCUCGAUUAGCAAAGGUUCCGGAUCGAAGCCAGCUGAGAUGGGCGGCACAGUCAUCUACAUGCCUCCCGAAGAGUACGAACCCAACAAGACUCGGAGAGCGGAUGUCAAACAGGACAUGUACAGUUAUGCCAUCAUCACGUGGGAAGUGUUGUCUCGACGGAUACCUUAUGAAGAGGCUACAAACCCCAUGCAGAUAAUGUUCAGUGUCCUGCGUGGCUCUCGACCAGACACUGGACUGGACAGCCUGCCAGCGGAUAUCCCCAGCAGAGAGACGCUCAUCAACAUCAUGACGUGCGGCUGGACCGCCAAUCCUGACGAGCGCCCCUCUUUCCUCAACUGUCUUAUCGAACUGGAGCCCAUGCUACGGAGGUUUGACGAAAUCGAUGUCCUGGAGGCGGUGCUGGAGGUCAAAAGGUCAAAAUUUAUGCGACCAUUGAGCAGCGCUUCAACAACAACGACAAUGAUGGCGAGUAUGAAAAAAGCAGAUAAGAGUCUGAAGGAACAGAACACUCCCUGGCCAGACACCAGCUCUACCUCAGGAUCAGGGUCUUGCUCCUCCCAGGACACGGAUAUCUCCCAACCAGGUUACCUUACCAUCUCCAAUCCCUCGAAUGCUGGACCGUUGUCAUCUGUCGUGUCCAUACCACUGGACGCCCCCAAACCCUUAAUAGAUCAGGUCUCUCCGAACAAUCUGAAUCCUCAAUAUCCGAUGGCUCAGCUUGUCUCGGACUACAGCAUCCCCCUCAGACCACACCCACCUCAAAGUGAGAGCAACUUUCCCGUAAACAUUCACCCGCUCACCCUACAGGCACAUCCGCAAGAUUUCCCAAUGCCAGCAGACAACCAGGGCCCGGCAGCACGAUGGAUCAGCUCUCGACGGGAGGAGGUUGUGCGCCAAAUGACGGAGGCAUGUCUAAACCAGAGCCUGGAUGCGCUGCUGGCUCGCGACUUGCUCAUGCGUGAGGACUAUGAGCUGGUGGCAAACCAGCAGACACGCACUGCCAAAGUUCGCAAGCUUCUGGACACAUGCGAGCGCCACAACGAGGAGUUUUGCCGUGUGGUGGUGCGCAAGCUGCAGGACAACAGGCAGAUGGGCCUGCAGCCAUUUCCGGACCUUACUUCCCCGACACCUCCGCCUCCACCUCCCUACAGCGCCGCCACCGCUCCACCACUCUCCACCUCUAGCAAUAACCUACUACGCAACAUCUUCUGAGCUUUUCAGCUUCCCUCAGAACUGGCCACUUUGGGAAUAGACAGCUGAGGGAUUUUCUUGCUUUGCUGCUUUUUCAUCGUUGUGAACUAAAUUCAUUGGCCUUGUUCUGUAGAAAUUACACUCUACCCUGCUGUGGUUGUAGGACUGGACCACUUUUUUUUUUUUUUUCCUUUUCAUCCAGGUUAUUCCCAAGUUCUUUCAGUGUUUCUUGUUGGAGUAGCCUGUACCGUUCCUGCAAAAGAUGAUUCAAGAUUUUUAUCAUUUGAUCACAAUUGUCCUUGCCAUGGAUAGUCAUUGGGCAAUCCAAAUUACACCAUCAUCUUCUCAUUUUUAGGCUGAACUGGUUGCUUGCGUCUAUUGGACAAGAGAAUGUUCAAUCUGUGGACGUGAACCAGGAUCAGCCAAGUGAAGUCUAUGAAGAACCUCGUCUUCCUUUUAGCUCGUGUUUUUAUUUUUUGGAUAUGCAUCAGUAUGAAGUUUUGUGGAGUUUAUACACCAGUUGGCUUUGUGAAAACUGGAUCUCGCUUUGGUAUUAAAUGCAGCGCUCGCAAGGGUGUUUUCCAUGGUAUCCGUCAGAAAAUUGGUGGUUUGCCGUUGAUGUGUUUUUAAGUUAAAUUUACGUACACUUAAAGGUUGCACUGUGUGCCGAAACAAAGCUUGUCGUGAGGGGUUUUUUUGUUGUUGUUUUUUUGCACUGGAUCAUCCAGAUCUGGAAAUAACUGACAACUGAUUUUGGAACAUUGGAAUCGAUCACUGAAGCCACGCCCUACACUUUCUCCAGCAUACUAGGUUGGGUGGAGUCCAGAGGUGCCAGGUUGGAUUACAGUAAUUCACUGUAUAAUAUUACCUACAUUGUGCAGUUAUAUUAUAAUGUAUGUUGUUAUAGUAUGGCAAUAUACGAUACUUCAGCCAAAAUGAUGAACAACUGCAGGAAAGGAAUGCUAAACUCGGUUAGCAUCAGUCAUGGUUAUGCUAAGCAGGGGUGGACAAAUCAUAAUUUAUUCACUAGCCACCAGGCAAGCGAGUGCUCCAAAGCUUACCCAGCUAACAUGCUCAAGUACACCUUGUUGGACAACCGGACAUCCAGGGGAUGGAUUGGACUUGAUCCAACUGCUCCUACCUGGGUAGAGUUGAAUGAAAAGUUUGGGGAUAUGCAUUUCAGGCUGAAUCCCUGUGCUCUACAGCAUCUCAUAGGAUAGGGUUAGGCUUAUAGGAGCUGGACCAGGUCCAGAUUCACCCCCUGGAUAUUUGGUUCUCCAGUGAGCAGGAACGUAACACCUUUUUUUGACAAGGUUGGGUAGUUCUGCACAUUAAUCCAGGUUAUAAGAAUUAAGCAGGUACUUAGAGAAGAAUGCAUCCGAGAAACAGCCAGAUCGCAUUAUUGGAGUGUGUACAUAGUGCAGCAGUUGGAGGGAUUCGGAAAAAGAGUAGCCACACCAUCAAGAUGCUUUGUAACACAAAUUUGCGCAUGUUAUGUUAUGUUGAUGCUUAAAUAUGCAUAUCUACAGUGACCAUAAGUGCAAAACACAUAUUAGAAACAGCAAAUCAAACAACAGACCUUAUUAAAUAUCUCACAAUUCCACUUUUUCACGCUUAUCAGUCUAGCAGAAGUUGAAUGCAAAGUUACUUAUGUUGUUAUUCUGAGGAGGAAUUCUUUAUUUCUCAUCAGUUUGGUUGGUUUUCAGUGUUUGCAAACUCGUACAGUAUUAAUGCCAUGCGAAGUCGAUGACAUAUCUACAAUAAUAUUGUCUGAUAAAGAUAUACACUCACUGACCAUUUUCUUAGGAACACCCAUCCAGUUCUCUAGUCAGCCAAUACAAUCAUGCAGCUACAAAUCAAGAGCUUCAGUUAAUGUUCAAAUAUCAGAACGGGAAAAAUUGUGAUCUCAAAGUGUAACUUUCACUGUGGCAUGGGUGUCGUCUCUAGAAUUUACACAGAACGGUGCGGAAAACAAAAAACAUCGAGUUGAGCGAGGGACCGUUCUGUGGGUGGAAACAAAUGCCUUGUUGAUAAGAGAGGUUGGAGGAAAAUGACCAGAUUGGUUCGGAAGGAUAUAGUAACUCGUAUAAUCACUCUUUACAACCGUGGUGAGCAGAAAAGCAUUUCAGCAUGCAACAACAGAAGACCACAUUGGGUUCCACUCCUGCAGCCAAGAACAGGAAUCUUAGAAUCAACAACUAGUUCCUAUUAAAGUGGCCGGUGACUGUAUACCUAAUAUUACUGUUUUGGGUUUUGUUUUGUUUUGUUUUUUUACCUCUGUCUGCCCGUUCGUCUGGAUCUCCGUCUGGAACAAAAGCAUCAUUUAGCUGUUGCAUAGCACAUUCUUUCUUACUAUAAAUUCAUUCUGUGUUUUCCUUCGUGUCCUCAACGAGCAUGUGAUGUUCAGCAAGGGCCGCCCAUUUCCACGUUGAGUUCAUGUUGACUUGUUUGCUGUUGCAUUUUACAUUUUCGAAGUUGUAAUGUUUUGUCUUGCUGUUUUCUUUCUGAUUUGCUGCUGUUUUUUUUUUCUUUGCGUUUUCUGCUUUGCAGCUGCAGUUUGGUUUGGUAAGGUGUUUUACACUUACCGUGCCUAUUUUACUUUAGCAGGAGUUAAUAGGAAGUAUGGAUUUUUUUUUUCCUUUCCCUGAUUGUUGGAUGAGUGAAGUAAGGAAAACCCUGAAAACCAUUUUAUAAUUAGCAGUAAAUUAGCUAUAAAUUAGUCAUGGUCCAUGACAAAUCUUGUGAUUCAUUUCUAUAGUAAGUAUACUGUACAUAUAUCAUGAUAUGAUGUGAAUUUUGAACAAAAAAAAAAAAUUUAAAUCUGUAACAUAGAAAAAGGUAGUAUGUAUCAACAUCAGAUUGAUAACUUCAUGAUUAUUUUUUUUUUGUUAAGUGAUAAUUCAUAUAGUAAAAUGUAUAAAUAGAAUUACAUUAUAUAUGGGGUUUUUUUAAUAUAAAAAGAUAUCUCGAUACUUGUGAUCUCAAUACCAGGAAAGACUAUUGUGGCAUACAUUUAAUGGCCACUUUAUCACGCAGAUACAAAUCAAGAGCUUCAGCUAAUGUUCACUUCAAACAUCAGAAUAGGGGAAAAAUCAUGAUCUCGAAGUGUGACCUUUCUUUCACUGUGGCAUGGUUGUUGGUUUGAGCCAGAUGAGUAUUUCUGGUUUGAGUAUUUCGGAAACCGCUGAUCUCCUAGGGUUUUCACGUAUAACAGUCUUGAGUUUACAUAGAACGGUGCGAAAAACAAAAAACGAGUGAGUGAGUGAGUAAGUGACAGUUUUGUGAGUGGAAACAAACGCCUUGUUGAGAAGGGAGGUCAGAGGAAAAUGGCCAGAUUGAGCAGUUCGAGCUGUCCGGAAGGCUAUAGUAGCUCAUACAGUAUAAUCGCUCUUUACAUCCGUGGUGAGCAGAAAAACAUCUCCGCAUGCAACAGCAGAACAACACGUUGGGUUCCACUCCUACUAGCCAAGAACAGGGAUCGUAGAAUCAUCAUGUUCCUAUUAAAUUACACUCAGUGGCCACUUUGUCAUGAUAUCAAUAGAUCCUCAUAUCGCCCAGACCUACAGUGAAAGGCAAAACUGAUGCCUUGAAUUUGUAACUUGUUUGUCCCGGCUAGUGAUUUGUCCACCCAACAGCAUGCCUGAACCAUUAUCACACCGGACCCUGCUACAGGGAAUAUUUAGAUUGUGCUACUGGAUCUCGAGCACCUUAUAUUCAGUAUGUCUGGUACCCAUCAUGUCCAUUUGUACUGACACUGUAGAAUGUGUUUGUGUUUACAGCAGCAGUUUUGCUGCGUGUAUUUUGUUUCCAUUAACUCCACCUGACCCUCAUCUUUCCCCUCGUUAUCCCAACUGUCCGUCCAUCCAUCCAUCCAUUAUCUGUAGCCGCUUUAUCCUGUCCAACAGGGUCGCAGGCAAGCUGGAGCCUAUCCCAGCUGACUACGGGCGAAAGGUGGGGUACACCCUGGACAAGUCGCCAGGUCAUCACAGGGCUGACACAUAGACACAGACAAACACUCACAUUCACACCUACGGUCAAUUUAGAGUCACCAGUUAACCUAACCUGCAUGUCUUUGGACUGUGGGGGAAACCGGAGCACCCGGAGGAAACCCACACGGACACGGGGAGAACAUGCAAACUCCGCACAGAAAGGCCCUCGCCGGCCCCGGGGCUCGAACCCAGACCUUCUUGCUGUGAGGUGACAGCGCUAACCACUACACCACCAUGCCGCCCUUAUCCCAACUGGUUUUGUCCAAUUUUAGGUUUCGAGAAGCUGCUUUCUUUUUUUUCCGCAUUGCAGAUGAUGGGCUUGCGAAGUCGCUUAGCUGUUUUUGGUUGGUCAGGUUACACGUUAAAAAAUAACACUGGGUUUGGAAUCCCAUCUGCUUUGACUUGCCUGUUGGUUCUGAUUUAGUAUUUAAAAGAAGAGACUUACGAAGUAUUUUUGGUUCUUUGCAUGAUCUUAAGCGAUGCACUAGACCGUAUCAUCAGUGUAUUUGCGUAUUAUGUUUGUGUUAAUUUUUGCAGAGUAUUGUGUCAGUUUGUCGGCGCCGAUCAUGAACGUAGAUCAAGGCGUCAGAACAUCGCGUUGCGAUAUAGUAUCCUGUCUGUUGGGUGAAUUUAAAAAAUAAAAAUAAAAAAAUCUGUGCCAAACUAAACCUUGCCUUAAUGAUAUAGAUGCUAGGCCUAAAUAAAGAGGAUUAUUUUUGUCAUAACAGCUUUAUUCCUUUAUUUUGUUGUAUCUCUAAAAGUGCCAUCUUUUGCCAUUUUUUUUGUAAAACUAGAUGCUGUCAUGAGAAACCGUGUGCACAUUACAAACAAUGCAUAGCCAAUGUAGCAAUGUACAGGUGUCAGGAAUGUGAUCUGUGUAUGUGCUCUAGUAUGAACGUAAUGAGAAUCUUCCAGAGAAGUUCUGUGUUAUUAAAAUGUGUAGCUCUCCAUUA
Molecule: messenger RNA, 6994 nt
Organism: Neoarius graeffei (lesser salmon catfish)
Lineage: Eukaryota; Metazoa; Chordata; Actinopteri; Siluriformes; Ariidae
Gene: ripk2
Product: receptor-interacting serine-threonine kinase 2
Exons: 11
Coding region: 325-2073 (582 amino acids)
Biological process (GO): innate immune response; positive regulation of canonical NF-kappaB signal transduction; regulation of apoptotic process
Molecular function (GO): JUN kinase kinase kinase activity; ATP binding
Source: RefSeq, a predicted model, not a curated record